CCGAGCCUACCAAUCCCAGGCUGACUGGAGGGCGGGCUCUUCGAAUUUGAAUUGCGGAAGUGUUGCGGGUGUUCCGAGAACCUCGCCGAGGAGGUAAGCGUCGCUUGGGACCCGGCCGCCGCGGGCAGGGGCCACCGUGGGCCUGAGGCGCGAGCCCCGCGGCGUCCGGCCCUCCCUCCUCGCGGAGCCAAGCCUGGACUGCCACAGUCCCGCCCUGCCGGGCCCUUCACCCAAGGUUUCUGUGGGUCCCUGCUGAAGUUCUAUCUGAAAAUUGUGCUUAAGUGAAUUUUCUGUUAGAAGAACUUGCUUGCUACUGUCCUGUCAAGAUGAUUGCAACACCUUUGAAACAUCCAAGAAUUUACUUACCUUCAGAGACAUCAUCUCAAAGGAAAAAUAUACCCAUGGAUGCAAUCUUUUUUGACAGCAUACCUUCAGGCACACUUACUCCUGUAAAAGAUUUGGUGAAAUAUCAGAACUCCUCUUUAAAGUUGAAUGACCAUAAAAAGAAUCAGUUCCUAGAAAUGACAACUUUUAACAAUAAAAAUAUAUUUCAAUCAACCAUGAUGGCAGAGGCUGCCAUCUCCAACAGUUCUCUUGAUAUCAGUGUUAUAAAGCCCAACAAGGAUGGAUUAAAAAAUAAAGCAAACUAUGAAUCACCAGGAAAAAUAUUUCAAAGAAUGAAAGAAAAAGUACUGCGUGACAAGCAAGAACAGCCAUCAACAAACAAUAGUUUGUUGGAACCACAGAAAAGUGGAAAUAGUGAAACCUUCACUCCUAACAGAGUUGGCAAAAAACUACUGCAGCAUACCUACCUCUGUGAAGAAAAGGAAAACAACAAAUUAUUCCAGACAGAUAACAGUUCACUAAGAGAAGUUCCUCUAGAAUCAUCAAACAACGAUACUUUCCUCCUGGUCCAACAAAAGAUUCCGUGCCAGCAGGAAAAGAAAGCACCACUGUACAAUUUAACUUACGAACUUCCGACUCUGAACCAAGAACAGGAAAAUUUUUUGGCUACAGAAGCCCCAAACAAGGCAUUAACUAGAGCUCAAUUGGCUAAACAAAUUCUUCACUCAAAGGAAAAUGUAGUUGGAACCACUGGGUCUAAAAAGGACACAUUUGUUGUAGAAGGCCUAGGUUCUGCUGAUGAAGAGUUUCAAAAUACUAAUACUGAGACUCUCAGUACUAAUUGUGUUCCUACUGGCAGUCUGUUAACGGUUUCUGAGAGUGAGAGGACGACAGAAGGGACUUCGCAACAGGAAGUUAAGGAAGGAGAUGAAAAAGCAGUGCCUGGGGAGACUGGUCUACCAGGUUCCACGAAAGAUACAUGUAAAAUUGUACUUGCAACACCAAGACUUCAUUUAACAAUACCUCGGAGGUCAAAAAGAAAUGUUUCAAAGCUUUCUCCAAGAAUAUUUCAAACUAUAACAAAUGAAGUUAAAAAAAAUCAGGUAGUUCAGCUACAGGAAUGGGUGAUUAAAAGCAUCAAUAAUAAUACUGCUAUAUGUGUAGAAGGAAAAUUGAUAGAUAUCACUAAUAUAUAUUGGCACAGUAAUGUAAUUAUAGAGCGGAUUGAGCACAACAAACUUAGGACUUUAUCAGGCAACGUUUAUAUAUUAAAAGGCAUGAUAGACCGAAUUUCCAUGAAAGAAGCAGGGUAUCCAAACUAUCUCAUAAGGAAAUUUAUGUUUGGAUUUCCAGAAAAUUGGAAAGAGCACAUUGAUAACUUUCUAGAACAGUUAAGGGCUGGUGAAAAAAACAGGAAAGAGGCCAGAAAAAAACAGAAAACUAGAAGAUCUGUUCCUGACAUAAGAAAAUCAAUGAAAAAUGGUGCACGAGAAAACCAAACAGAUAUAAUUCAAAGAGCCACCACCGCUUACGAUCUUGAUUGUGGUAACUCAGAACUGAACAAUAAUAAGCACAGUGAGUUGCCAGGGGCUCCAGAAUUAAACGUGUGCCACAGUAAUUGCCAAAGUAAGCCAUCAUUAAGGUUCCCAGAUGACCAAAUAAAUAAUACCAUUCAAAAUGAAGGAGGAUAUGGGUUAUCUAAUCAGGAAUUAAUUGGAAAAAAAGAAUAUAAAAUGUCUUCAAAGAAACUAAAAAAUGGUGAAAGAGCAAAUGAAAGGUUAAUAAAAAGUCAGAAGCAAGAGACAACUGAAGAAUCGGAUAUAUCCAUUGACAUUCUAACCUCAAGGGGACAGUUUGUCCCAGAUGAAGAAAGAAAAUACAUCACCAUCAAUCAGAGAAAAGCUUGUAUUUUAGUAACACCACUUAAAUCUAGAAAAGUGAUAGAGCAAAGAUGCAUGAGGUAUAAUCUGUCCUCUGACACCAUUAAAGCAGUAACAGAUUUUGUAAUGCCAGAGCAUCAAAAAGAAAGUCCUGUCAACAAGGCCAUGGGGACUUCAGAAAAUACAUAUGAAGGUCAUAAAAGUAAAAAGAAGGAAGAUUGCAAUGAACAUGAUUUACUUAGUGUCAGCAAGAAAAUAAAAAUACCUAACUUUGAAAAGGAGCAAAUCCUCACCUCUGACUCUAAGAAAAAUGCCAAGUUGUUACCAAAAUUGAAGAAAAUAGAAAAUCAGGUAGCUAUGUCAUUUUAUAAGCAUCAGUCCUCACCAGAUUUGCCAACUGAAGAAAGUGAAACAGAAAAGGAAAUUAAAAGGAAAGCUGGAGUUGUUAAGAAAACCAAUGCAAGAAAUACCAAAGAAGCAGUGGUUCACCUGAGAAAGAGCACAAGAAAUACCACAAGUAAUAUUCCAGUGAUUUCAGAACCUGAAACUGAAGAAAGUGAAAAUGAAUUUUAUGUUAAACAAAAGAAAGCUAGACCUUCUGUCAAAGAAACUCUUCAGAAGUCUUGUGUUAGGAAAGAGUUUGCAAUUACUGAGGCAAUAGGAGCUGAGAAGUCAAAUAUUCAUUCCUUAGAAUGUUUACCUGGUUUAAUUCAGGAUAAGGAAUGGAAUGAGGAGGAGUUACAGAAACUUCAUUGUGCAUUUGCAUCUCUUCCAAAGCACAAACCUGGUUUCUGGUCAAAUGUAGCUGCAGCUGUCGGUUCUCGAUCUGCUGAAGAAUGCCAGAGGAAAUACAUGGAGAAUCACAGAGGAAAACGAUCCCAGAAACAUGUCACUAAGAAAAAGCCAGCCAAUUCCAAAGACCAAAAUGGCAAGAGAGGCGAUGCUGAUCAGAAACAAACUAUUAAGAUAACUGCCAAAGUGGGAACUCUUAAAAGGAAGCAACAGAUGAGGGAUUUUCUGGAACAGUUGCCAAAAGAUGACCAUGAUGAUUUUUUCAGUACAACAUCUUUACAUCAAAGAAUACUGUUGCCAAGUUUCCAGGACAGUGAAGAUGAUGAUGAUAUUCUACCAAAUAUGGACAAAAAUCCAGCAACUCCAUCAUCAGAUGUCUUUCCAUUGGCAAAAACUCCUCAGGGUCAGCACGUCAGUCCUGGAAUGCUCGCUUCCAUAAAUAGGAAUGAUUGUGAUAAAUAUGUUUUUCGUAUGCAGAAAUAUCAUAAAGGUAAUGGUGGUUUUGUCUGGGGCAACAUCAAGAAAAAAUUAGUUGAAACUGAUUUCUCAGCUCCAGCAUCAAGAAGGAAAACCCCAUUUAACCCAGAUUUAGGAGAAAACUCCAGUGUUGGAAAACUUUUCACUAAUGCUAUGGAAUCUUUAGAUGAUGAAGAAGAGAAAGAUCAUUAUUUUUCAAACUCUGAUUCUGCAGAGUAAAAUGAGAAAAUAUGAUUCCUGGGAGUUUUACCAUGAAGCAGACAGUGUACUAUUUUCUUUGUAGUUUAUGAAAAUGUGGACUUUUUUGAAGGUCUCAUGUGUUUGUAUUCAAACUAAAAUAUCCUCAUUGCUGCAGCUUACUAAAAAUUUAAAGAAAAAUUGCUUUUGCUUGUGUAGAUAUCUGUAAAUUUGUUUUUGCACAUUAAAAUAUAUAUAGAUACUUUUU
Saimiri boliviensis boliviensis (Bolivian squirrel monkey) is the source of this 3939-nucleotide messenger RNA. RefSeq names its product MIS18 binding protein 1 (gene MIS18BP1). Gene Ontology annotation, cellular component: chromosome, centromeric region. NCBI's taxonomy places the organism in Eukaryota, Metazoa, Chordata, Mammalia, Primates, Cebidae. The record is from RefSeq and is a predicted model, not a curated record.